CCGUGUUUGAGUUCGGUAAAUUCAUCGGAUAAUUAGAAAACUAAGGAAAAUGACAUCAUAUGAUGAAAAGAAAAGUGAUGGACAGCUUCAAAUACAUUUAAUAACAAAACAAGCACAGUUUGCAGUUCCUGAUGUUCCAGUUUCUAUUCAAUCUAAUGUCACAUCUAAAGAACUUAACAAUUUGCUAAACACACUGCUAUGUGAAAAUACAGAAUUUACUGCAUCAAACAUCGAAUUUGAUUUUCUUGUUAAAAGUGAAUUUCUGAAGACAUCUUUAGGAAAACAUCUCAGAGAUCGAGAUGUAUCAUUCGAAGACAUUGUUGAGAUUGAAUAUGUCGAGAGAUUUCCUGCACCUGAGCCACAAGAUUGCUUGCUACAUGACGAUUGGGUAUCAGCAAUUCAAGCAAAUGGUGAAUGGAUUUUGACUGGAUCUUACGACAAUUCUGUGAAUGUUUGGAACAUGAAAGGUGAUCAUAAAUUAACUCUGAGUGGUCAUGAAGCACCAAUUAAAGGUGUCACAUGGAUCUCAGUAAACGAAGAUACUGGAAUGGCACUUUUUGCCAGCGGCUCUAAAGAUCAAACAAUUAUGAUUUGGGAGUGGAAUAUCGGAAGCAACAAAGCAAAUUGCAUCUACAUAUGUAAAGGACAUGAACGUGCUGUUGAAUGUGUGUCUGUAUCACCAAAUGGUAAACAAAUAGCUUCAGGUGGUUGGGAUAAUUUCCUUAAAAUUUGGUCUGCAACAACAUUAGAUGACAACUCAGAUGUUGUCGCAUCUAAUAAAAAACCAAAAACAGAAGAAGGCAAUAUCAGAACACCACAAAUGACAUUAGAAGGACAUCGUGAAGCUGUUUCAUCAUGCACGUGGAUUGAUAACUCAACAGUGUUAACAUCCUCAUGGGAUCACACAAUGAAGAUUUGGGACUUAAAUAUGCGAGCAAUCAAAAAUGAAGUUCCGGGAAAUAAAUCAUUCUUUGAUGCUAGCUAUUCGAAUCUGAAUGGAAUGAUUGUCGCUGCUUCUGCUGACAAGAACAUUCGUUUGUUUGAUCCGCGAUCGAAUCAAGGUGUGAUCGUUAAAAGCACUUUCUUCGGUCACAAUGCGUGGGUGCAAUCUGUUUGUUGGUCAAAAACAGAGGAAUUUUUAUUCAUAUCUGGAGCUUAUGAUAAUCAAGUUAAGCUUUGGGAUUAUCGUAGUCCAAAAGCGCCAUUGUUUGACUUAGUUGGACAUGAGGAUAAAGUUAUGGCUGUUGACUGGUCAAACCCAAAAUAUAUGUUGUCAGGCGGUGCUGACAAUACACUCAGAAUAUUUAAAUCUAAAAAAGUUUUAGAAGAAUAAAAACAAAUUUUACUUGAACUAAAUAAACGAAAUUUUAUUUUACUCCUAAAAAUUAUUAUCGUGCUGACUGUUAUGUUGUGACAAGCUCCUUGUCUGCUGGUGAUUUA
Molecule: messenger RNA, 1440 nt
Organism: Clunio marinus
Lineage: Eukaryota; Metazoa; Arthropoda; Insecta; Diptera; Chironomidae
Source: the annotation of a GenBank genome assembly